Messenger RNA from Yamadazyma tenuis ATCC 10573, 3627 nucleotides. RefSeq names its product nucleocytoplasmic transporter. NCBI's taxonomy places the organism in Eukaryota, Fungi, Ascomycota, Pichiomycetes, Serinales, Debaryomycetaceae. Gene Ontology annotation, molecular function: structural constituent of nuclear pore; RNA binding. Gene Ontology annotation, biological process: protein import into nucleus; RNA export from nucleus; telomere tethering at nuclear periphery. The record is from RefSeq and is a predicted model, not a curated record. Gene Ontology annotation, cellular component: nuclear pore; nuclear pore cytoplasmic filaments.
AUGUUUUCGAACAACAACAACACAAAUGGAUGGAACCAGGCCAAGGGGUUUUCUAGUACACCACCUGCCACUGCAGCCAACCAAAACUCGAAUUCAUUGUUUGGAUCCUCGUCCAGCGCUCCCAAACCGUCGCUUUCUAGUGGACUUUUUGGUAAUUCUACCAAUACUUCCAAACCACUGGUGGGAGGUGUUCCCACCAAUACAUCGACGUUCAACCCGACCGCCACGUCGUCAAACACCCUUUUCUCCACCAACACGCCCGCUCAGACCAGCACAAUGCCUACCUCAAAUGGAUCUACACAACCGUACCUGACGAGCACAAUAUUUCAAGGUAUUCCAACCAACUACGAGAUUCCAGCGUCCAUCACUGGCGACUUGUUCUCGGACGACAACGACUCGUCCAAGAAUACAGGAAGGUCGUUCUUUAAUUUGGCCAGCGAACGGACUGCCACAGAUUCUAAAAAAGAUAGUUCUUCGUUAUUCUCCAAGAUUGCUGGACGGUUCAACAUUUUCAAGUCAACUCGAGUAUACGACGAAGCCCUUGACAAUUCCAAGGGAAUAUUCGCUGCAAGUGAUUUCCCUAGCUCGAAGACCUUGACACUUGGUGGUGGGAGAGGUGGUAAGAACAGAAUCACCAAACCGGUUAAGUUCAGCCUGAUAGAAGCCCGAUCAACCAACGAAACCAAAAAGUUGAUAAUUAAGUCAAAACCUUUGAAAUUCCAUUUGAUCAAUGCCGACAAGGUGUUGGACUCCAAAAGAAAACGGGUUAUAACAUCGUUGGUGCCGUCCGAUAGACUUCUCAAUGAUGAGCCCGAAGUACAAGACGACGAUUCUGAUUUCGAAUUCUCCAGCACCAGUUUCGAGAAAUCUAAGCUCUCCAACCACUCCAAAAUCAUUAGAGGAAUACCAGAGCAUAGCACAUCAACCGAGUCGUACGGCGCAAGAACCCAGACCAGUGAAGAUGGGUAUUGGUGUUCUCCAUCUAUCCAUGAAUUGGCCUCCUGGUCCUUGAAAGAUUUGUCCAGCAUCGACAAUUUCAUAAUUGGCCGUAAAGGGUAUGGUCAAAUAGCCUUUAACUACGCGGUGGACUUGUCAGACAUAAAGAGAAAGUGUUCGGAGGAAAGCAAACUGUUUGACUCGGAGCUUUUCUUCAACAUUGUAGAAAUUGGAUCAAAAUACGUGAAAGUGUACAAAGAUAGCAAAACAAAACCUCCUCGAGGGUUCGGCAUGAAUGUCCCCGCUACAAUUACGUUGGAAAAUAUUAAUCCAACUAGUGGCAAGGACUUGAACUCGUUUAUUACAGUGCUUAAACAAAAAGAAGGAAUGGAGUUUGUUACAUACGAUCCCAUUGUAUUCACAUGGACCUUCAGGGUUCAGCAUUUCAGCAUCUGGGGGCUUGAAGAUGAAAACGGACGGGAAAUCACUAGACAGUCCAAUAAUGACGAUGACUAUAUCAAAGAGCUCAAGAGACAAAAAAUCAGUCGUGAUACACAAGGACUUCCAGGAAACUGGAGUAACGAUGCCGACGAGUCGGUUUUGAAUUUGAAACGGAACUUAUUGAACAACGAGAUUGACUCCCAGAUCAACAUAUUCAACGGCUCCCCAACUUCCCGUUUGUCUGCUUCAACAAAGAGAGGCGAUUCAAAAGAUUUCUUGGAAGAUGCUCUUAUCAAUGACGAUAUUGUUCCAGCCCCUGCUAACGACAACUAUGAAUACUUGCGGAAAUUGGUGAGUGUUUUACCAGCCAACAUAGACUUUCUGGAGAUUGUUCAGGAGAAAGCUUAUGAACCCAUAGUGGAAGAAUCUGCAUUUAAUGCCAUUCAACCGAGACCGAACAUAGCUGUUUCAGACGAUUGGUUGGUUCAAUUGCACUUGACAAACGACUUAAACUCGGCUUUGGCACAGUAUUUAUCUAACCCGUCUGUCAACAUUCAAGAAGAUGGCAAACAUAAGAUGGAUCUGAUUGAUGCCUUAUUGUUCGGGGCCUUGAACGAAAGUGCUGAAUCUAGUAAGGAUGUUUCCACACCUCUGGUUAAAACAGACGAUGUGAAAAUGGCAGAUGAAGUUCCAGAGAUUGAGAACAGGGCUGAACUCAUACAAAACACAGUCAAGUUCUUGAGUCAGCUAUUGUCCAGGUCCAAAUUUGAGAAACGGCCUAAUGGCUUUUCAAAAGUAACUUCAAAUAAAAGUAAGUUUUCGGAUUUCAUCCUGUUUGGUUUCACAAAAGAGUUCUUGGUGUUAAUUGAGCUUUGUUCUGCAUUAUUCGACGAUGUUGAGAUUGAAACCAACGAGAACGGAAUGGUUGAUGAUUCCGAAUUGUCUACCUAUCUUAAAGGUAUCAAACAAAGGGAGGUAUUCAUCAACUGGUUGAAGAAAUACAACGAGAGUGUCAUGAAGGAAUUGAUCACUAAUGCUCAAGAUAACUUUGAAAAGGUGUUCAUCCAUAUAUGUGCUGGUAACGUCAAAGAUGCCAUUCUAUGUGCGAUCGAGGCUAAAAAUCACCAUUUAAGUGCCAUUUUGACAUUCAUAGAUUCCAAUUUUGAUGGAAUCAAGAAAAUGGCUAAAUUCCAACUAGAGGACUGGGCUGGUAAUGAUUUGAUUCCAGCUAAUCUUUUGAAAAUCUAUAAAUUCAUUUCAGGAGAUUAUGAUGAGGUGUUGGUCGACUUACCAUGGAGUAUUCGUCUUGCUUGCAAAGUAUACUAUCAAGAUGCCAGUGUCAAAUUAUAUGAAUCGAUUGAGGAAGUGGCGGAAGCCAAAGAAUCUCGUAGCAGCAGUAUUAUUGAAGUAUUAAAGUUUUACUGCCGCUUCCAUCUUAAAGGAGAAGCAUCAGGCUUGGAAUACUUCAGGGAAUCUCCACUUGAUAUCUCAAUCAAGUGGCCAAUUCUUAAAAUACUUGGAGAAGGACUCGAUGACAACAUCACCUUGAAGUUCGGAAAACUUGUGGAACAACUAGGACUUUGGAAAGAAUCCUUGUUUGUCUAUGCUCAUCUUCUCAACGACGCACACGUCGAAACAUGUACCAAACAAGUAGUACAUGAAAACAUCAAAGAAAUCAAGAACGAUAAGACCCACAUAGAUGAAGAACCAUACUUGGUCAAUACCUUGGGGGUACCUUAUAAAUUGAUCUAUGAGUCUGUGGCUACAACCGAAAUGAAUUCCUCCAAAGACUACUGGAAAGCCUGCGAUGCGUUCAUUACUGCCAGUUCCUGGGACAAGGCCCAUGAAUGUAUCGUGGAAAAUCUUGGUCCUUCCACAGUCAUUUCUCAAGACAUCUUGGAUAUUAGAAGGUUGCAAAGGGUGUUAUCUUCUUUCCCCGAUAACGGCAAUAUUAUUGCAACUUGGUCUCAGGGUGCUGGAAUCUUCCAACACUACUUUAACUUGUUUCCUUAUAUCAAGCAGGGAAAGUCUCCCCAUGAUAAGAACGAUAUUAUCGAAUCAUUGUUGGAUAAUAUUCCCGUGUUGAAGGUUGACUCGCGCAUUACUUCCAGGGCCGCAGCAUGUAUUAUUUCUAGAGACAUUGGUAUUUUGGCCAUGGGCUCGAAAAUUGGAAACUUAAAACAACGGGUUUUCAAUUUGCCUUUGGGAGAGGAUGAAACCACCUUCUUUGAGUCCCGUCUCUUAACGUAA